Messenger RNA from Scheffersomyces amazonensis, 1437 nucleotides. RefSeq names its product SDR family oxidoreductase. Lineage: Eukaryota; Fungi; Ascomycota; Pichiomycetes; Serinales; Debaryomycetaceae. The record is from RefSeq and is a predicted model, not a curated record. Gene Ontology annotation, molecular function: oxidoreductase activity, acting on NAD(P)H, oxygen as acceptor. The transcript has a single exon. The coding region runs from base 342 to 1181 and encodes 279 amino acids. Gene Ontology annotation, cellular component: intracellular anatomical structure.
CAAUAUAGAGUUAGUUGAGGAAAUUGUAACCUAGCAAUUUAACUCCUGAUAAGAAGGGUCCAACCCCUAUAGCUAAAAAAAAAGACCUAAAAUAGCGAGAGUUCCCCCACCCCCGCUGAUAGGCGAUACAACUUCAAUACUAUAAAUAUGCAAUUAUUCCUUUGAAUAUCAAAUUAGAAUAAUUUUUCAGUUAGAUCUUAAUUGAUAUAUAUUUUUCUUUUUCUAUAGUUCGGCAAAGUCAUCGAAAAGUCAUUGACAUUGUUGAGAUCAGUAGUGAGUGAAUUAUUGUAGUUAGCGGAUCGGCAUUUACUCCACAAAAUAAUUGACAUAAAAUAUUAACUAUGGUUAUUACUUCACAAAUUAAUCCUGCUGUAGGUCCAUUACCUACCAAAGCUCCUAAAUUAGCUUCUAAUGUGUUAGACUUAUUCUCCUUAAAGGGAAAAGUUGCCACUGUUACUGGAUCUUCUGGUGGGAUCGGUUAUGCUGUGGCUGAAGCAUUUGCUCAAGCUGGGGCUGAUGUAAGUAUUUGGUAUAAUAGUAAGCCUGCUGAGGGAAAAGCCGAAUAUUUAUCAAAAACUUAUGGUAUUAAAGCUAAGGCUUAUAAGGCUGAUAUUGCCAAUGCUGAUGAGGUUGAAAAAACCAUAUAUCAAAUUGAAAAGGAUUUUGGACGUAUUGAUAUCUUUGUAGCCAAUGCAGGAAUUCCAUGGACUGAUGGUGCAUGUAUAGAUGCCGAUCCUAAGUAUGAAAGUUGGAAAAAAGUAUGGGAUGUUGAUGUUAAUGGAGUUUAUUACUGUGCUCAUACCAUUGGAAAGAUCUUUAAGAAACAAGGUAAAGGUUCAUUAAUUUUCACGGCCUCAAUGUCAGGCCAUAUUGCCAAUGUACCUCAAUUACAAGCUCCUUAUAAUGCUGCUAAGGCUGCAGUUAUACAUUUGAGUAAAUCAUUAGCUAUCGAAUGGGCUCCAUUUGCUAGAGUCAAUUCAAUUUCUCCAGGUUAUAUUAUUACUGAUAUUGCUGAUUUCGUACCUCAAGAAAUGAAAGAGAAAUGGUGGCAAAUCAUUCCAUUAGGUAGAGAAGCUUUACCUCAAGAAUUAGUGGGUGCUUAUUUGUAUUUAGCUUCUGAUGCAUCUACCUAUACUACUGGUGCGGACAUUCUUGUCGAUGGUGGUUAUUGUGCUCCAUAAAUUUCAUACAUCCAAUCCGAUUAUCGGGCCAAGCAUUUACAUAUAUACGUCAUAUAUAUCUUACUGUAUUAUUGAUAAUCUUAAUGAAUUUAGAUAUUACUUUUGAAUUUUCGGGGUAGAUCACUUGGAAAAGCCUCCACUGUUAUACCUGCAAGUUCUCGGUAGUCUAACCUACUUUGGCAGUACUCCCUAUAAACAUUGCGUCUCUAAUUGCGAGAAAAGUUGCGAGCAUCCAAUAACACAAUUUGGUUAAACC